CUGCAGGGGUACUUGUCGGUCGUCAUAACUGUCUUUCACGGCAGUCGGUCAGUAACGCGAGGACGCGUCGGAAUUGCAGUCAGCAGUGUCCCCAAUCUGAGCGAUAAUCCAGUAGCUCACUUAGUUUCAGAAUCGGCGAUCGCGUGAGUGACAAGUAUUUGUAGGUGUGUUCAGUUUAUUGAAGCCGGUUGUCAUCAACGAGUUUGACACGCCCACUUGUCUCUGCUUUUCCGGUUUGAAGAAAAGGGAGAAAACUCGUCAGCGUCAUAUACAGGACAUUCAAAAUGGCGGCUUUUCACUACAAUUACGCGAUUGUGUCUCGUAUUCCUAACAGUUUCAAAGAUAAAGCAAUUACUGCUGGAAAUGAACAGAUCGACGUAGAGAAGGCGAGAGAAGAGUACAAGGAACUGCUGGUUGUGCUACAGAAAUGCGAUAUAAACCUGAUCGAACUUCAGGAAGAUGAGAAGUACCCCGACUGUUGUUUUGUCGAAGACACGGCUGUUGUGAUCGGGGGGACAGUUCUCAUCACUCGGCCAGGCCAUCCCUCGAGACAAGGGGAGGUUGGUGAGAUCCGCCGAGUUCUGAAAAAUGACCUUCACUUCAACGUGAGUGAGAUGAAAGAGGCUGAUGCCAAGCUGGAUGGAGGAGACGUUCUGUUUACAGGAAAAGAAAUCUUUGUCGGCGUUGGCAAAAGAACAAAUAAUGCAGGAGCAACAGCAGUGGCGACAGCAUUUAUUGAUUACGAUGUCGUCCCCAUCAACAUCGGCGACACGGAUGUCCUUCACCUUAAAGAUGCUGUCAAUGUCAUUGGACGGGAAGAGCUGGUAGUUGCAGGGGGUGACGGUCCACGGACUAUCAUGAAGCGUAUGGAUGCCCUAAAGACGUUCAACUACAAGAUCCUGCAGAUGCCGAGCCCGCUGGGGGCAGACAUGCUGUACCUGAACGGCCGACUCAUCCACAGAACCAAUGAGGAACUCACCAAGGAGGGCUAUGGGCUGCUGGAUGAGAAGCUGCAGUGCACACGACACCAGACGUCGCUGAGGGAACUGAGCAAGGCGUAUGGAACCAUCAGCAGCAUGUGUAUACUGCUCCGUAUCAACCGGCGCAUACAGAAGGUUCUGUCCAACGUCACAGAGCCCGACCUCACACAGUUCCUCAGCAUUGGCCACCAGAAGCCCUGAGUUGACGACCACACAACGCUUAAACUCUCAAAUAUCCUCUGUCUUAACGCUAUGUCUCCUUUAUAGGUAGGAUAUAUGACUAGUAUUAACAUCAGGAUGUUCUGCGCUAACUCUCAUCAUCAGUGAUUUGUACCAGGAAGGAUGUGAUAGUUGAUUCAAGCCAAUUUGUAUGUAAAUAAGGGAAGUUUGUACAUUGUGAGUAUAGGAGAGAGCUGAGUAGGACCGCCGGGAUAUUGCCAAUUAGGUUGACAGUGAAAUUGAAACUGUUGCUUGGAAACCAACAUGGUUGCCAUGGUUACAUAGUCUGGUCUCCUGCUACAACGAAGUGUUACCGUGAUGAGGUUGGUACUUCGGUGUGUGGGGGUUGGGCAUUUUUAGACCUAGAUGGGUGGAUUGGGUGAGUGAAGAAUCAAAUUUUGAAUCAUGUACUGAUCUUCCCCAAUGGGACUAAAAAUAGGUUAAGUUUAUUGAGGAAAAUCAAGGUGAUAUUUGUAUGUAUAUUCUUUGUAGGAUAUGUAGGCUGUGCCAUGCUCUUCUGUGUAGUAUGCAGUGAUGUCAUUGGCUAGAUGACCAGGAUGUAUGAUAUAUUCCACACAUACAAGUAGCUGUAUACGAGAUUGUAAUAUGUUCCUUUAUAUGACAACUCUUAUGAGUCAAGGCGGUCUUCACCCAUUUUCGGUGGCCUAUCUGGAUAGUGCAGAACUUAUUUUCUUCUAUUGUACAGAUCAAGCAAUUUUUCAACUUAUUUUUGACGAUAUUUUUGCUGAAAUUCUUGUCGUUUUUAUAAACAUGUUUGAAAUACACUUGCAAUGAAUUGUAACAGGAAGUCAGUGUACAUACAAGACUGAAAUAAGUGAAAUAACUGUCAUGUUUUGAGUCUGUGGAUGUGCUUCUGGUUCAUGUUAGCUGUAUCUGUCGAGGGAGAUCAGGAUGCGUGGUCACUAACUGAUUCUUAGAUCAAUGUAAUGAUAACACAAACUGAUCCCUCGUAUAGAUUUGACCACACAAGUAGGUAAAGACCACAUUUCACCCUUGGACUACUCUAAAUACACAUAUGCUUAGAUUAAAUGAGCAAGAUCAGCAUAUUGUGACAAAGAACUAGGUCAGUCCUGAGAGAUUGGCAAAUGGGUCUGGAGGAUAUAACAGCUUGUGUCUGUCUUUGUAACAUGGAACAUUAUUUGCAAAUUUCCCUGUACUGUACCCCCCAGAGUAUCUCGUAUUGUAACACCCGCUCUUGUGUGAUGCUAGGGCAUAACUCAGACAUACCAUACUUCAUCUGGCGCCUGUGCCGCCGAGGCUCCUGCAGGAACUCACCAAUCCAGUGCUGUCAUGGAGAUGUGUUACCAUGGUGAUUCUGUAGCAAUGUGGAGUUUACAGAGCAUCUACAGAUUGUUUCAUUGUAUUGUUAUAUUGUUAGCUCACCUGGACUUGUUCCAUGAUCUGUUGUCUUUCAUUAACUGUUAACCUACCCAUCUGCAUGUGUUAAACUGUUGAAUGCAGUCUCACUACUAAGACUUGUGUGAAGCUUAUUUCUGGUGUCCCCUGCAAUGGUGUUGCUGGAAUAUUGCUAAAAGUGGCGUAAAACUGUACUAACUCACUCACUCACUCACUUAGAUUUAUGCUGCAAGAUGCUUACUUUACCAUUGACCAACAGAAAGACUAGAAGGAUUAGACUACAUAAAUUCAUCAUCAGCUGAAACAUGAUAACAUUUCAUGUGAUUAAGCCAGGUGAGCUACAGAGCUCUCGGCUCUAUGUUUCCAUUGUUAAUUGUUACUCACAGAUAUACGAAAUAUUUUUUUAUAAUUUUGUAAUCUACUACACAUGAAUAUUGAUACGUUUCAUGUAGUGCCGAACAUCAUCGACCACAGGGUGGCCAUUGGGCCGACAUCCAGGACAUGAGACAUCCCUGUUUAUCUUUGCUUCCUGGCAAAAAUCCACGAGGUGUAGUUCAGGAUCUCCCCAAUCAUGUUAAUAGAAAUGUUUCUUGUGUAUCAGAGUUUCUGAGGAGUUUGAAAUGAAAUCUUUGUCAUAAAGCUCUCUUGAUUAAAACGUUUGGGUUAUUCAGGCCAUUCUUUUCUUGUUAUUCAUCUUUGUUGCUGGGAUGUGAAAGAUUAUUGAUAUAUUUGAUAUAGUUUCUGUGAAAUGGUUUGUAUAAUAUUUCCCUGUAGCAGAUAUCCUACAGUUGAGAUCCUGUAGUAGAGAUCCUACAGUUGAGAUCUUGUAGUAGAGAUACUACAGUAGAGAUCCAACAGAAGAGAUCCUACAGUAGAGAUCCAACAGAAGAGAUCCUACAGUUGAGAUCCUGUAGCAGAGAUCCUACAGUAGAGAUCCUGUACCAGAAAUACCGUACUUGUACAGCGAUCCAGUGGCAUAGAUCCAACCAAGGUGUUUAUAUUCAUCCUUUAUUUAUCAUAAAAAUGUCCCCAUUCUUCUGGGGGACAUCGGAGGUCAGUGUUUUGCUUGCAUAUCAUUAGCCUAUCAUGUUUUGCUUCGCUGUUCUAUACAUUUUAGCUCAUCUGUUGAAUGUUUGUGUGACUGAUUGCAAUCCCAUUUACAAGGUCUGUGGCAGGUUUUCUCUCCUUCCUCACCUUGACCAUCAAACAUCAGCAAUAACUGUGUGUGUUACGUCCUGUGUUAUUGUAUGGUCUUUGUUGUGAUGAAUGAAAAUUGAACAAAAGCAUGUUCUUUUUAUGGAAUAAGUACUGGACAUCAGAAUAAGCAAUUGUACUUUUCAGACAGUGUUUGUGUUACCAUGUAGACAGAUCCAAUUAUUCCCCUGAGUGCCAGGUCAUUGCAUCUUGCGUCUGUGUUCAAGACACAGCUCCAUGCCCUGAGUGCCAGGUCAUCUCAUCUUAGGUCUGUGUUCAAGACACAGCUCCAUGCCCUGAGUGCCAGGUCAUCUCAUCUUAGGUCUGUGUUCAAGACACAGCUCCAUGCCCUGAGUGCCAGGUCAUCUCAUCUUGGGUCUGUGUUCAAGACACAGCUCCAUGCCCUGAGUGCCAGGUCAUCUCAUCAUGGGUCUGUGUUUAAGACACAGCUCCAUGCCCUGAGUGCAAGGUCAUCUCAUCUUGGGUCUGUGUUCAAGACACAGCUCCAUGCCCUGGGUGCCAGGUCAUCUCAUCUUGGGUCUGUGUUUAAGACACACCUCUAUGAUUGAGGAUGGCAAAAUCCUUUUUUCCCUCAACAAUGUUAAAUAAGUGGCAUCGAUGCAGAAAUGCCAAACAUGAUAAAGUGAUUAUCUUGACACCCCCUGAACAUGUCAUUCUGUUCAUGCUGGUCAUUGUCCAGAGUCUCACACUUCCUGGUCUGCAGGGUGAAGACUUGCACAAUCAUCUCCAUGGUUAAUCCAGUGAGAGGUGAGGUGUCGGGGUGGGAGGUGGACAGCUUUCAGCCUAGUAUCUGCAAUGUUGGAUAUAUGCAAACCUCUUCCUUUGUUCAGUGUGUGACACUAACGAUUUAACACACUAUCUCUGUACGAUUGUUAUGUAGGAUUAGUUGAUAUGCUAUGAUAUACAGACUUGUAUCAACCUUGUACUUUGACAUGCCAGUUAUACAUGUUAUGCCAUGCCCAGUCUGACAAUGUUGCUGUAUCAAGCAGUUGGGGUGUACAGCAGUUGUUACAUUGUGGGCAGUGUAGGAGAUAUUUGUCUAUAUUCAGCCUGGUGCCCAGUAGUUACAUGAAGGUCACCCAGUCUAGCUUGCCACUAUUUUCCUUUGACUCUUAAAUGCAUUCUUUGUAUUGCUUGUCAAUUUUUUUGAUAUAUUUAGUCUUUAAUAAAACAUAGUUGAACAGUU
This is a messenger RNA of Haliotis rufescens (red abalone), 4977 nucleotides long. Its product is annotated as N(G),N(G)-dimethylarginine dimethylaminohydrolase 1-like. The record is from RefSeq and is a predicted model, not a curated record. Gene Ontology annotation, biological process: positive regulation of nitric oxide biosynthetic process; arginine metabolic process. NCBI's taxonomy places the organism in Eukaryota, Metazoa, Mollusca, Gastropoda, Lepetellida, Haliotidae. The transcript is spliced from 5 exons. The coding region runs from base 285 to 1181 and encodes 298 amino acids. Gene Ontology annotation, molecular function: dimethylargininase activity; amino acid binding.